AUAGAAUACUUUAUGUUCUCUGAUAUCAGAUAUGAUGGAACUGCCGACUGUAAUACGUCCUUGAAGUCCAUGGCAAUAUUAAGAUAUUUCAAUUGUAAAUACAGUAUAGUUUGGUAUUUUUUACGGAUUAUUUGGUGAAAAUAAAGAUGGGAAAAAUGAAAUUGUAUAUUGUUUGGGGUAGUCCACCUGUAAAUUCGGUAUUGAUGACGGCCAAAGCAUUAAAUAUCGAAUUAGAAUUACACGAAAUUAAUUUUGAAAAACGAGAAUUCAAUGACGAAUGGUUUUUAAAGAUAAAUCCUUCUCAUACUGUACCUACAUUGGACGAUGACGGAUUUAUUUUAUGGGAUAGCCACGCUAUUUUAAUUUAUUUAGCAGAAACUUACGGUAAAAAUACCCAGUUAUAUUCGGAUAACAUAAAAACAAGAGCCCUAAUCAACCAGAUACUAAAUUUUGACUGUGGAACGCUAUUCAGACGGUUUAGCGAUUGUACGAGACCAAUUUUUUAUGACGGUAAAAAGUCAAUAGAGCAAAAACAGUUAGAUAAUUUGAAGGAAGCAUAUUCGACACUAGAACGUAUUCUGAAUUCUACGAAAUUUUUGGCAGGGGAUAACGUAACCAUAGCUGACAUCAGCGUUUUAUCAAACAUAUUGCCUGGUAGCGUCAUUUUGCCCAUCGAUAAUGAGGAAUUUCCUAAACUGAAAUCAUGGCUGAUUCACUUAGAAAGUACGGAAUUUUAUAAAACGGGUCAGAAAGCAUAUGAGACGUUCAAGAGAGGAUAUGAAUAUUUGUUAGGUAGUUAAACAAAUUAAAACACUCUAGCUAAAAAUUGUAUUUUCGUAUAAUUUUUUCCUGAAAUAUAUUAAUUCUAAUAAAUAUA
This is a messenger RNA of Sitophilus oryzae (rice weevil), 877 nucleotides long. RefSeq names its product glutathione S-transferase 1-like. Gene Ontology annotation, biological process: glutathione metabolic process. NCBI's taxonomy places the organism in Eukaryota, Metazoa, Arthropoda, Insecta, Coleoptera, Curculionidae. Bases 147 to 800 code for a protein of 217 amino acids. The transcript has 3 exons. Gene Ontology annotation, molecular function: glutathione transferase activity. The record is from RefSeq and is a predicted model, not a curated record.